GGCGGGCGCUUCCGGUUUCCGGUUGCGGAGUAAGGGGCGGGGCAGGGGCUGAGGUGGGAGAGUUUGGUGUCUGCGGCUGGGCGUGCGCGGUGACUGUGAGAACCUUGGAACGAAGCUCGCAACUCUCUGGUGGAAACCUUGUCACAGGAUGAGUCUGCAGUGGACUGCAGUUGCCACAUUCCUCUAUGCGGAAGUCUUCGCGGUGUUGCUCCUCUGCAUUCCCUUCAUUUCGCCCAGAAGAUGGCAGAAGAUUUUCAAAUCUCGCCUGGUGGAGCUGGUGGUCAGCUAUGGUAAUACCUUUUUUGUGGUUCUCAUUGUCAUCCUAGUGUUGCUGCUCCUUGAUGCGUACCGUGAGACUCGCAAGUAUGAUGAUGUGACCGAGAAGGUGAACCUGCAGAACAACCCUGGCGCCAUGGAGCACUUCCACAUGAAGCUUUUCCGUGCCCAGAGGAACCUCUACAUUGCUGGCUUCUCCUUGCUGCUGUCCUUCCUGCUUAGACGCCUGGUGACUCUCAUCUCCCAGCAGGCCACACUGCUGGCCUCCAAUGAAGCCUUUAAGAAACAGGCAGAGAGUGCUAGUGAGGCGGCCAAGAAGUACAUGGAGGAGAACGAUCAGCUCAAGGGAGCUGCUGGGGACCGAGGCAAGCUGGAGACUGGAGAUUCCGCGGUGAAGGUGGAGGAAGAGAACAGGAGCCUGAAAGCCGAAGUGAAGAAGCUGAAGGAUGAGCUAGCCAUCUCUAAGCAAAAGCUCGAGAAAGCUGAGAAUGAGGCACUGGCCAUGCGGAAGCAGUCUGAGGGCCUCACCAAGGAGUACGACCGCCUGCUGGAGGAGCACGCCAGGCUUCAGGCUGCAGUAGCUGGCCCCACGGACAAAAAGGAGGAGUGACGCUGCCACCUCCCCUGCCUGCGCUAGCUUCUCCCAGGAGCUCAGCUUCUCCCUCUGGCCCUUGUCUCACUUCUCCACAGCUUCUAGCAGUCAUCUCUGUCCCCUCCACAGUCACAGUCUGCUGGCACACCACUGGGGACCUGAUUGUCACUCAUUCACUUGCCUGCGGGGAGUGUGGAGGGCCCUUGUUCCUGGCCUGCGUCUGAGCCCUUUAGCUCUGCUAUGUUGACAUGUUCUCUAGUCCUGCGCGAGCUCCCUGCGGCAGGCCCACUGGUUUCUCUUGCAGGCAAUAAAGUUGUUGUGAUGUGCUGUGA
Messenger RNA from Octodon degus (degu), 1200 nucleotides. RefSeq names its product B cell receptor associated protein 31 (gene Bcap31). The transcript has 8 exons. Lineage: Eukaryota; Metazoa; Chordata; Mammalia; Rodentia; Octodontidae. The record is from RefSeq and is a predicted model, not a curated record. Gene Ontology annotation, cellular component: endoplasmic reticulum; endoplasmic reticulum membrane. Gene Ontology annotation, biological process: endoplasmic reticulum to Golgi vesicle-mediated transport; intracellular protein transport. The coding region runs from base 149 to 886 and encodes 245 amino acids.